Messenger RNA from Mangifera indica (mango), 584 nucleotides. RefSeq lists its product as uncharacterized. The record is from RefSeq and is a predicted model, not a curated record. The coding region runs from base 229 to 534 and encodes 101 amino acids. The transcript has 3 exons. Lineage: Eukaryota; Viridiplantae; Streptophyta; Magnoliopsida; Sapindales; Anacardiaceae.
CUAAACGUUGCCCUUUCACUCCAUUGCAAAAUCAAAAUAUCUGAUUCAAUUUCCAUUCCACUGCUCCUUCUCCAAACAAUAUUGAAUCAGCUUUCUAGUUUCAAUUCUCCAGCUCCACUCCAGUCUCUCCCAAACCAGUGCAUUAUUCCUAAAAUCGGCGGCCGGCAACGUUCGAGCGAAUGGCGACCAACUGAGAGGAACGAACGAGACUGUGCGACGAUAAUCAAGAUGACGGACGAUCGACGGAUGCUGAGGAGAGACGAAAUCCGACCGACGGAGACCAAACAACGAACUGAGAGGACGACCGACCAACCGAUGACGACGACAGACAAUAUCCGACCGAGAAUCGAACAGAAAUUGGAAGAGGAAUUAAGAGGUGGUGUUGUUUUCAUUUUUGCAAACACGGCUCUCUAUUCAUCAUGGAAGAAGGGCGGUACAAUGCCGUUCAUAUUUGAUACAGUAAUGCUUCGGUCAUUUCUUCAUUUGCUCUAUGUAGUUAUUUCUAUAUUGUUUACCUCUCUUCACAAUUUGUAGGUAUUUGAAGAUACAAGUAAAAUAUGAAACACUUGAUAUUGAUUGUGCAU